Micropterus dolomieu (smallmouth bass) is the source of this 1475-nucleotide messenger RNA. RefSeq names its product UDP-glucuronosyltransferase 2B15-like. The transcript is spliced from 5 exons. Bases 1 to 675 code for a protein of 224 amino acids. The record is from RefSeq and is a predicted model, not a curated record. Gene Ontology annotation, molecular function: UDP-glycosyltransferase activity. Lineage: Eukaryota; Metazoa; Chordata; Actinopteri; Centrarchiformes; Centrarchidae.
AUGUCGAACCUUGAAGCAGAUGGGCUACAGCAGCAAAAGACCACAGAGGGAGCCACUCCUGUGUACCUAAUAAAGUGGCCAGUGCUGUGGAGAUACAGUGGAGAAAAACCAACGACUCUGGGUGCUAACACCAGAUUAUACAACUGGAUCCCUCAGAAUGAUUUACUGGGUCACCCCAAGGCCAGAGCUUUCAUCACACAUGGUGGAGCAAAUGGGAUUUAUGAGGCCAUCUACCACGGUGUUCCCAUGGUGGGUAUCCCCUUGUUCGCUGACCAGCCAGACAACAUGAUCCAUAUGAAGGCUAAGGGAGCUGCAGUUAUUGUAGACUUGAACUUCAUGAAGACCGAGGACCUUAGAGAUGCAGUCAAUGCUGUCAUCAACGAGAAAUCGUACAAGGAGAAUGCCAUGCGGCUGUCCAGUAUCCACCAUGACAGACCAAUGAGUCCUCUGGAUGAGGCGGUGUUCUGGAUCGAGUUCACCAUGAGAAACAAAGGGGCCAAGCACCUGAGGGUUCAGGCCCACGAGCUCACCUGGUAUGAGUAUCACAGCCUGGAUGUUGUGGCCUUCCUCCUUGCUAUCAUACUGUUCUUGAUAUUCAUCUUCAUUAAGACCUGCAGUUUCUGCUUCAGGAGGUGCUGUGGCAGAAAGGGAAAGACAAAGACAAAGGCUGAGUAACUGAUGGAACUGAAAUGUAGUUGGUAAACAGAUGGGUGAAAAAACAACCUUUAUAUAACAGUUCACUGGUUUUCCUGCUGGUCUAAAGCAUAUAAUGUAACCACAAUGCCUUGGACUGUGUGACACUUGCUUGGACGGGUUAUUCUGAGUGCUUUGGGACGGGUUAUUCUGAGUGCUUUGAAACAACUAAUUUGGGUAAAAAAUUUUAAAAUCAGUUUACAAUGUCCAAUAUUGGGUUAAAAAACAACCUUUAUAUAGUAGUUCACUGGUUUUCCUGCUGGUCUAAAGCAUAUAAUGUACAUUACAUUUAUCUGACACUUUUAACCAAAGCGACUUACAAUUGCUAUACAUAUCAGAGGUCGCACACCUCUGGAGCAACUAAGUGUUAAGUGUCUUGUUCAGGGACACAUGUGUCACAGUGGGGAGUUGAACCCAGAUUUCUCACAACAAAGGCAUACGUAUUAAUCCACUGCUCCAUCACCAAUGCACAGGACUGUUCAACAAGUGCUGGCUUGGCAUAAGUUAUUGUUAGCAUUUUGAAACCACUGGGUAAAAAAUUUAAAAUACAUUAAAUAUAUCAGUUUACAAUGUCCAAUAUUGUUAUCAAUCUUGUGUGUUGUUUAAGUGGUCACUUUAAUUUUCAGUAAAGAUGAAUGAUUUGGAUGUGCUAUUUGUUUCACAUGUUUUGUAACCAUAAACUCAGUUUUUCAGGCUAGGCUGACUGAACCUCUAGUAAAAACAUUGUUAACCUGUACAUAAACAAACACCAUGUAUUUUCUUUCCAUAAUAUGUGGACAUUU